Molecule: messenger RNA, 4656 nt
Organism: Branchiostoma floridae (Florida lancelet)
Lineage: Eukaryota; Metazoa; Chordata; Leptocardii; Amphioxiformes; Branchiostomatidae
Exons: 5
Coding region: 1-4656 (1551 amino acids)
Biological process (GO): telomere maintenance; DNA repair
Molecular function (GO): DNA helicase activity
Source: RefSeq, a predicted model, not a curated record
AUGAAGCGACACAGAGCACAGGAGUCAGAAGAGACUACAGAAAAACGUCGUGCGUCAAAUAGGGUCGGCAUGAAGCGACACAGAGCACAGGAGUCAGAAGAGACUACAGAAAAACGUCGUGCGUCAAAUAGGGUCGGCAUGAAGCGACACAGAGCACAGGAGUCAGAAGAGACUACAGAAAAACGCCGUGCAUCAAGUAGGGUUGGCAUGAAGCGACACAGAGCACAGGAGUCAGAAGAGACUACAGAAAAACGUCGUGCAUCAAAUUGGGUCGGCAUGAAGCGACACAGAGCACAGGAGUCAGAAGAGUCUACAGCAAAACGACGGGCAGCAGAUAAGAGUCAUAAAAAACGACACAGAGCACAGGAGUCAGAAGAGUCUACAGCAAAACGACGGGCAGCAGAUAAGAGUCAUAAAAAACGACACAGAGCACAGGAGUCAGCAGCGACUACAGCAAAACGACGGGCAGCACAAGGGAGAGUCCCAACACAGUCAUGGGGAAACAACCUGGAGCUUGAUGAGGUGCCGCCUCAGUUGAAAGAUCUGCGGCCAUUGGAACUGAGGCUCAUCAGCCAAAGGAUCCCCUUCAUGAAACUGGUUGGAUUGCCAAGAGGAGGACAGAAAGCCAUACAUGGUAGUGCCGUGAAUGUUCCAACUAAAUUACAGACAAUCACAUCGCUUUUACCGAGACUUCCAGCAACAGCUGAGGUGGUGCCACUGAAGUUGAAGCGACGUCUUUGCUAUCAAGGUCAUUACAUGUAUGAGUACAUUCGUCCCAAGAAAGUUGUGGAUGCCCUGGUAUGGCUGAAGGACAACAACCCUCUCUACAAGGACAUCACCAUUUGUCCUGACUGGGAACGUGAAUGGGAGGGCGAUGAUCCUGAUUUGUGGGAAGCCAUGACAGGAAGAAUAACAGACAACAGGGACAGGGAGGUAACAUCCAGCACCAGAGAGGAUGGUCCCAGUACAGCAAAUGACCAUCAUGCUGAAACUGCUUUAGAAACAGAAAGGGGGGACAUUGAUUUGGAAGAAGAGGAAGACAGGAUUUCGUUUGAGCAAACAAGUCAGCUACGUGGGCUUCCGUACGACACCAUGCUACAAGAUGAGCGCGUAGCUGACGGGGAGUGCACAUAUUCUGUGGCUCCUGGAGAACACCAAAAACCAUGCCCAUUUCUCACUGAUGAAAACAAAGAGACAGUGAUGGCCCGGCCUGAUCAAGAAGAACUGAUCGAUGUCAAAAAGAAGCAGAAGGAGGUGCUCAGCAAAGUAAGAUCAGUCAUGGAUGACAAAAACAUUCCUGAAGACAUUUCCUUGCAGAAUCUGUUACAGAAAGCUGAUGUCUCGCCAGAUGCAUAUGAACAAGCAUUAAAAGUUGCAAAAUCAGAAAAAAUCAUCCUACAACGUCAUCCAUCAGAAAGAAACAUCAAUCAAUAUAAUCCUAAAAUUUUGACAACUUGGCGGGCUAACAUGGAUCUUCAGUUUAUUUUGGACCCGUAUUCUUGUAUCAUGUACAUCACGAGUUACAUGCUAAAGAGCGAACGAGCCAUGAGUGAGUUGUUGAGGAAAGUAGCAGAGGAAAGCAGAGGUGAGGACUUGAAAGCUAAACUGACAAAGGUUGGUUCAGCAUUCCUGAACAACAGAGAACUGAGUGCACAGGAAGCAGCUUGGAAGCAGACUUCCCUACCUUUGCAUAGAGCAAGCAGAGCAAGAGUAUUUGUCAACACUGCUCCAAAAGAGAAAAGGGUGUCAAUGCUCAAGCCUCAGAGUGUCCUGCAAGACAUGGCCGAUGAGGAUGACAACAUUUUCUGCACAUCCCUCACUGACAGAUACGAUUCCAGACCAGAUAUCCUAAAGGACAUGUCUCUCAUAGAGUUCGCAGCUACAUAUAAAACUGGUGGCCAGGAUGUACCUGAUGAAGUCUUCGACCACAUCCCAGACGUCCGUCACAGCUGCGAUGACCAAGAUGCUACCUGCAGCGGAGAGACAGAUGAAGAGGACGACAAACGGUAUCCACCUGUCAUCACCUUGCUGAACGACAUGGGCCAGAUGAGGAAGCGCAAGCGGCACUGCAUUGUCAGAUUCCACAAAGAGAAAACUGACGGCGAAGAACGAUACAGGAACCUCCUAAUGUUGUACUAUCCGUGGCGACACGAAGACGUUGAUCUUAAAGCCGGGUUCUCAUCGUUCAAAGACCACUACGAUAGUGUGAAGGACACUGUUCACGUCAAUGAAGCCAAGUUCAGUGUACAUGCAGAAGUAAUCGAAGAAGCCUAUGAAAAUUUGCAACGCAAUGGCCCUCCAGAGGACGUAUGGGACAGUGUUGCACCAAAUGUGGAAUAUCAACAAGCAGAACAGAUAGCUGAAGGGACAACUACACAGAAUGACUUACCUGAGGAGAACGACCGCGACAACAUAGACUUGGCACCACACAGGAACACCAAUGAUCAUUCUGAGCUUUAUAGGCGGUUCUCCACAGACUUGAAUACAACAUCACUAACAUCAUCCACAUAUAGAAGCAUGAUGCGAUCUUUGAAUGCUGCACAAAUGGAAGUUGUCCGCGUCCACCGGAAGUGGUGUAAAGAUUCAAUAUACGCACUGCAACAUGACCAACCGGUACCGCAGUACACUCUCUUUCUAAGCGGCCCCGGCGGUGUUGGGAAGAGCCAUGUCAUCAAGAUAAUACACCACGAAACCAUAAGGCUUCUGCAACGGUUGUCCGGACAUUACGAUCCCGACGAACUCUCUGUUCUGAUCACGGCAUUCACUGGAACAGCAGCAUUCAACAUCAAUGGGAUGACUUUACACUCGGCUCUCGGGUUUGGUGGUGGUCCGAAGAAGAGCAACGAAUACAAGCCUGUUGGUAGUGAGAAGUUGCAUAAUCUCCGCUUACGCCUUGGAAAAUUGAAACUUCUGAUCAUAGAUGAAUGUUCGAUGUUAGGUUCAGAUCACCUUUAUCACACCCAUCGUCGCCUGGAGGAUAUUUGUGGCACCUGUGACCCUGAUUCAAGGUUUGGAGGCGUCAGCAUUCUGGCCGUGGGCGACCUCUUCCAGCUGCAACCCGUGGGACAAAGGCAUGUGUUCGACCUGCCUACUGACAGUUAUGCCAAAUUACACGGAUCACUAUGGGAGGAGAACUUCACCAUGAUGGAACUGACAGAAUGUGUGCGGCAAAGAGAAGACCAAGACUUUGCACAACUCUUACUUAGAAUGAGAACAGCUGAAUGUACGGAAGACGACAUCACCGUGUUAAAGUCGAGGAUCAUCUCAAAAACAGAUCCUCAUUACCCAUCAGAAGUUCUACAUGUUUUCAAAACCAACAGGGAAGUUGAUGACCACAACAAAGACCAUCUACAGAAACUUUCGACGCAGCAUUUUCAUAUUCAGGCUAUUGACACAAAGAAAGACAUAUACACAGGCCUCGUAGAUGUUGGUUCAUACAAGACGUCUAACGAUAGAGGUUUAAAAGAAACUGUAUCGCUAGCUGUAGGUGCCAGGGUCAUGGUGACCGUCAACAUCGAUGUCUCUGAUGGAUUGGUUAAUGGUGCCUUGGGGAAAGUAGUUGGCAUUGACAAUACACAAAAUGACGUCCAUACUGUGUUAGUUACAUUUGACAGUGAUCGUGUUGGUAGACAGGCGAUGGCAGACAGUCAGUACAAAGACAGCUACCCAGGCGCAGUGCCCAUUAAGAGACAAACCCUUCCAAUUUUGACUGGCAGUAAACAAUCGGUUCAAGCGCAACGUGCACAAUUUCCACUGACCUUGGCAUGGGGCUGUACCAUUCACAGAGUACAGGGCAAAACACUUGACAGAAUUGUUGUUUCAAUGGACGACAAGAGCAACUUCAUGCCAGGUCAAUGUUAUGUUGCCAUGAGCCGGGUCAAGACCUUGAAUGGCCUGUACCUUCUAGGUUUUGAUCCCAAGUCAAUUAGAUGUAACCCUGAUGUAGUGCAGGAAAUGAACCGUCUUCGCCAAAAACUUUCACCCAAGGUACCGCUGCCCUUUGUUACUACGAUGUCCGGUAUGCAAAUCCGACUGCUAAACAUCCGUUCGUACCUUGAGCAUUUAGAUGACUUAAAACUUGACAAAUCAGUUCCUCAGGCAGAUGUAUUGUGCUUUGUCGAGACAUUUUUAAAAGGACAGGAACCGAUUGACCUUGUAUUACCAGAGGCCCAAUCUUUCAGAGCUGACAGAGUUGGAAGGCUAGGAGGUGGAGUAAUGACUGUUGCUACACAAGCAGUCUGCCCCGCAGAACUUGCAGUCACGGCUAGUGAACUGGAGUGCACAGCCAUUACUGUCACAAAAUCAGCCACCAAAGUCAACAUUGUUACCAUCUACAGACCGCCAUGCUUCCCACCUGCCAUCUUCAUGGACAGGCUGCAAAAUAUGCUACCUUUACUCCAAAAUCCCACAAUCAUUCUUGGGGAUUUCAAUUUUGACCUCCUAAAAUAUCCAGACCACGACAUCCUGACAGUCAUGAAGCAGUUCGGCUUCAAGCAACAAGUUCAAACUCCAACCACUGACCAGGGUAGUCUUUUGGAUCAUGUUUAUAUCAAUUCAAAUUGCAGCGCACAGGUUAACAUUGUAGACACAUACUACUCAGACCACGACAUGGUCUGUAUUUCCUUAACCCUUGAUCAUGCUGAUGAUACACCCUAA